Molecule: messenger RNA, 2344 nt
Organism: Xenopus laevis (African clawed frog)
Lineage: Eukaryota; Metazoa; Chordata; Amphibia; Anura; Pipidae
Product: B-cell receptor CD22
Exons: 11
Coding region: 55-1671 (538 amino acids)
Source: RefSeq, a predicted model, not a curated record
AUCAGUCAGUGGAUUUGUGCGGUCUCUCUAAAUGACCCUGGUAGGACACUAACAAUGACAAACACAAUUGUGAGGAUUUUAUUACUCACUCUGCUACCAGAGACUUUAGGACAACAAUGGUCAUUCUCCUUUCCACAGAGUAUCCAAGCAUUGAAAGGUUCCUGUGUAGAGAUCCCCUGUUCUUAUACUCGUCCAGCAAGUCAACAGCCUCCCAAUGUGAUUUGGUAUCUGUAUAAUAGGAAAGUCUUGGCUGAUUACAGAUCCCGGGCAAAAAUUCUGUCAAACUCACCAAACAGCUGCACUCUGCAUAUAUCCAAUGUGAGAAGUGAAGAUUAUGGUUCUUACUACCCAGGAGUAGAUGAUAAAAAUGCAUACAAACUCUUUGACAGAUUAGUGCGUAUUAGUAUUACAGAUGCUCCUAAUAUUCCAAAUCUACUAGGACCAAGAGAAAUGGCUGAAGGAACCCCUGUCAUUAUUAAAUGCUCAGUAGAACAUACCUGUGGCUCCAAUCCUCCAAUUCUCCAGUGGAACAAGAGAGGACCUCCUGUUAAGACAGAACAAAAACAUCUCUCAGAAGGGAGAUGGGAAGCUAUAUCAGAAAUGACAUAUUCUCCUACAUAUGAGGAUGAUGAAACUGAAAUACAGUGUUCAGCAGCUUACCCUAAUGGGCAAUCUAGCCAACAAGCAGCUACACUCAAGAUUAUAUAUCCACCAAAGAACAUUACAGUUCUUAUGAGACAACAAGUAAUACAAGAAGAAGAUGAUGUUACAUUAUCAUGCUUUAGCAAUUCCAAGUUGGAAAUAUACAGUUAUGAAUGGUUCAAGGGAAUGGAAAAGAUCAAGCUUCCAGUUAGAGAUCAAGAGAUAACAGUGAGGAAUGUGAGCUGGGUCACUGAGCCCUAUUCCUGCUCAGCAUGGAAUUCCCAAGGAAAGGGAGAGUCGGCUCUCACACUUAUACCUGUACAGUACGCCCCUAAGGAAGUUCAAAUUGUAAAGAAUGAAAGACCAGAUGGAGGUAUUGAAUUAAAUUGCAGUUUCUCGAGUAGCCGUCCAAAUAUAACCCAUUUUACAUGGCUGAAAAAUGACGUACCUAUAACAACUCAGACAAAGCCUUUCAUAACGCUAGAAAAUGCUGAAGAAAACUCAGGGGAAUAUCAAUGCAUUGUUCACAACAAGGUUGGAAAUUCUUCUUCCGAUAACCAAGUUACCAUUCAGUUCAAUGGAACAAUGGCUAUUGACUUGUCCAUGGUGCUGGGAGGUGCUGCAGGAGUUAUUGCUCUCAUAUUUAUCGUCAUUAUCAUUUACUGCUGUAUAAGUACAAGAAAGAAGAAGUCACCCCAGCCUGACACAAUUGGGACCAUUCCUAGUAUGGCUGAGGCACCACCGACAAAAAUGGAUGAUCAUUUGUAUGAUACAUUAACUGAUGGCAAAUAUCAUCUCACAUCAGACUCGGACUCCACAAGUCCAUUGCAUGCUUCAUCAAGAAAAUCCAAAUUCCUGAGAAAAGAAGAUGAAGAUUGUCAUUACUACUCUGCUGAUGACAAAGGGCAGGAGGAACCAGAGGACAUUGAAUAUGCUGCAAUCAGAUUCUCCCAAAAUGACCAACCUAAUGAAGCAUCACAGCAGGAUGGCCACACAGAACACACAGUAUAUGCCAUACUAAAUAAUUAGCUACUCUGAGACUCUUGGAACAAGAAUGUCCAUACGCUCAUGGUGCAUGUAUGGUGCUUCAGCUUUCACAUUUAUUGCAAUGUUCCAAAUUAGAGUGGCACAUAUAGAGGAAGGGAGAUAUAUAUAAUGUACUAUAUGAAUUGUAUUGUAAUGUUUUGUCAGCUCUGCUUGUUUAUGACUCUUAUCCACAAGUGUCUGUGAAACAUACAAGAUCAGUGAUUCCCAACCAGUGGCUUGUGAACAACAUGCCGCUCUCCGACCCCUUGGAUGUUGCUCCCAGUGGCGUCAAUGCAGGGUUUAUAUUUUUGAAUUCCAGGCUUGGAGACAUGUUUUGGUUACAUAAAAAACAGAUGUACUGGCAAACAGAACCUACUGUAGGCUGCCAGUCCACAAAGAGGCUACCAAUAGCCAACAACAGCGUCUUUUUGCACUCCCAGGAAUGUUUUGCAUGUUUUCAACUUUUUUUUUUUUUUUACAUUUUAAUGUGGUUCAAGGGUAAAAAGUGUUGUGGAUCUCUGUACUAGAUAAUCAGCAUGAGAUGAGCAAAAGGUGCAGGUAAAAGAAGUUGAUGGGACAAUACCAAGGCAAUGUUUAGGAUGCAAUUAAACUCAAAGAAAAAUGCAUAUACAGUAAUGUGUAUAUCAGUGCAAAUAAAAAUAUUUCUUUACCCAAA